AUGCAGCCCACUCAGGACAAUGAAAGCAAUCCGAAUGAUCGGCCAGGGACUCCACCGCGCCCGCCUUAUUCCCCAGUAACUCCGGUCUUCGCUCAUCUUGCCCCAGUCCAUAACGCCUCCACGUCCAACGGCGCGCCAUCACAUCCCAUUGUACCCCCGGCCUCGUCACCGUCGCCAACAAGUCGCGCUGGCGGCGCAACCGCCUCGCUUCCUACGACACCGGCCGUCUUCGCGCCGGAGCCUGUUGCCGUGCCGAUCUCGGAAAGCGAGAACCCCGAUGCGAUCGCGUUGCGGUCCACCAUCUCGAUUCUACAGCUUCAGAAGCAGCAAAGUCUGCGCGAUAUACGGACACUGGAGAGGCUGAAGCAAGCGGCGGCGGCCGAUCCCGAGGGGUUUGCGCGCGAACUGGCGGCGGGGAAUCUGACGGCGAAAGACCCCGGGGGUUUCGUGAAUUUCACGCAUGAUGAGGAGGACGAGGGUGAUGAGAUAGGGGUUUCGAAGGAAGGAGGCGCGUCGGGUCUGGGGACCUUACCUACACCGCAGAAUGUAGUACGCAUGCCACCGAUCAACUGGAACAAGUAUCAGAUCGUGGGCGAGCCGCUGGACAGGAUGCACGAGGAUCAACGACGACGUCCGUCUCCCGGGGAGCCUAGACGAGAGGAACCUGCACAACGGGCACCGGAGCAUGUUCUCGCAUCACCAUAUCGACCGCUAGUAGAUAAGCUAGAAAGCCCGGACAAAGUAAAAGGAGCCAGCAGGAACAAGAAAACAUAA
Molecule: messenger RNA, 774 nt
Organism: Aspergillus caelatus
Lineage: Eukaryota; Fungi; Ascomycota; Eurotiomycetes; Eurotiales; Aspergillaceae
Exons: 1
Coding region: 1-774 (257 amino acids)
Source: RefSeq, a predicted model, not a curated record